UCAAACUAUGAUAUCAAAUAUUACUGGUUGAAUAUGUGUAACAAAUAAAAAUAAAAAUUUAUUUUUUUAAAAUAAUAUAUAUAUAUAUAUAUUAAUUAUUUUUAAUUUCGAUUGGAUUGUAGAUUAUUUUCAAUUUUUAGUACCAUGUAAACAUACUUUGGGUAAAAUUUAUUUAGCGUGGCCAGUUUAAAACAUCCAAUAGAGUAAACAGGACAGACAAUGGCGUCGAACUACUACUCUGCUCAGAUAAAGCAAUGCCUUGAGUUCGGAACUAGAAACCAAAGCCGCCACUUGAAAACCAUCCACGGACACAUCAUCAAAACUCUUCCCUGUCCAGAAACAAUUCUACACAACAAAAUCAUCCACGCGUAUUCGAAACUCAGAAACUCAACUUAUGCUCGCCGAGUGUUCGACGAAAUUCCCCAACCAAACCUCUACUCCUGGAACAGUCUCCUCAUGGCCUAUUCACAAUCUGGGCACCAUCUCUCGGAGAUGGAACGUACCUUCAAGAGGCUUCCAGAACGUGAUGGUGUCUCCUGGAACUUGCUCAUCUCCGGGUAUUCCUUGAGUGGGCUUGUGGGUGAAGCUGUCAAGGCUUAUAACACCAUGAUGAAAGACGGGUCUGGUGAUUUCUUGACGAGGGUUAGUGUGAUGACGAUGCUGAAGCUUUGUUCCGACAAUGGGCGUGUUGGUUUGGGGAAGCAAGUUCACGUGCAGGUUGUGAAACGUGGGUUUGAGUCUUAUCUUUUAGUUGGGAGCGCGUUGAUGGAUAUGUAUGCUAAAGUUGGUUUCAUCUCUGAUGCAAAGACGGUUUUUUACGGUUUGGAGGAUCGAAACACGGUUAUGUACAAUUCGCUGAUGGGAGGGUUGCUGGCGAGUGGAAUGGUCGAAGAUGCUAAGAAGCUGUUUCGAGGGAUGGAGAAAGAUUCAGUUUCUUGGACAGCUAUGAUCAAAGGGCUUUCUCAAAACGGACUUGAGAAGGAGGCUAUUGAGUUUUUCAGAGAGAUGAAGAUGGAAGGGUUGGCGAUGGAUCAGUUUACGUUUGGGAGUGUGCUACCUGCUUGUGGGGGAUUAGGAGCGAUAGAGGAAGGGAAAAAGAUUCACGCUUGUGUGAUCCGGACCAAUUUUCAGGAUAACAUAUACGUAGGAAGUGCUCUCGUUGACAUGUACUGCAAGUGUAAGUGUAUAGACUACGCAAAGACUGUUUUUGAUGGGAUGAGGCAGAAGAAUGUUGUGUCUUGGACGGCAAUGGUUGUGGGUUAUGGCCAGAGUGGCCGUGCUGAAGAAGCUGUUAAAAUGUUUUUGGAAAUGCAAAGAAGUGGGAUUGAGCCAGAUCAUUAUACUCUGGGACAAGCGAUCAGUGCGUGUGCCAACAUAUCUAGCUUGGAAGAAGGCUCCCAGUUUCAUGGAAAAGCUGUAGUGUCUGGCUUUGUACAUUACGUCAUUGUUUCGAACUCGCUGGUGACUCUGUAUGGAAAAUGUGGGAACAUCGAUGAUUCUACGAAGCUGUUCAACGAGAUGAGUUUCAGGGAUGAAGUCUCUUGGACCGCAAUGGUUUCCGCUUAUGCUCAAUUUGGAAGAGCCAUUGAGGCUAUUGAUUUGUUUGACAGAAUGGUACAGCAUGGACUAAACCCUGAUGGAGUGACAUUGACAGGUGUUAUUUCAGCUUGUAGCAGAGCAGGGCUAGUGGAGAAAGGACAGAGAUAUUUUGAGUUAAUGACAAAUGAAUAUGGAAUAGUACCGAGUAAUGGACAUUAUUCUUGCAUGAUUGACCUCUUCAGCCGAUCUGGAAGGUUAGAGGAAGCCAUGAAUUUCAUAAAUGGGAUGCCUUUUCCUCCAGAUGCGAUUGGUUGGAUCACUUUACUCAGCGCAUGUAGAAACAAAGGUAACUUAGAGAUAGGUAAACGAGCGGCUGAAUCACUCAUAGAACUAGAUCCUCACCAUCCUGCUGGCUAUACCUUAUUAUUAAGCAUAUAUGCUUCAAAGGGGAGAUGGGAUUGUGUGGCGCAGUUGAGGAGGAAGAUGAGAGAGAAGAAUGUGAGAAAAGAACCAGGACAGAGCUGGAUCAAAUGGAAAGGGAAACUGCACAGUUUCUCAGCGGAUGACGAGUCAAGUCCAUACUUAGAUCAGAUAUACGCUAAGCUAGAGGAACUGAACCAAAAAAUCAUAGAAGAUGGUUAUAAGCCUGAUACUAGUUUUGUUCAGCAUGAUGUUGAGGAAGCAGUUAAAAUAAAGAUGCUGAACUAUCACAGUGAAAGACUCGCCAUUGCUUUUGGAUUAAUAUUUGUACCCGCUGGCCUACCUAUCAGAGUAGGGAAAAACCUUAGAGUGUGUGUGGAUUGCCAUAUUGCCACUAAACAUAUCUCCAGAGUCACUGGUAGAGAGAUAAUUGUUAGAGAUGCUGUUAGGUUUCACCGUUUUAAAGAUGGAACUUGCUCAUGUGGAGACUUCUGGUAGGCAUGAUGAUUCCUCACUGGGAAUCUGACAAAAUCAGAACAGAGUAGGGAAGUUUCAGUUGUUCUGCAAGUUCAAAUUCUUGGAAUAGGAGCUGCUCCAUCAGCUACCUGAAAACUUUAACAGAUAGAAGAGGAACAAUAGGAUUCCAAACCUGACCAGUUAACUGCACUGAGCUCCAAUUGUGUGAAUUGGCCAAGAGAUACAACAAGGCGCAUCCCUAUAUAAUUUAACUACAAGAUUUAAAAAGAUGGAGAACAUAGAUGAGCUUUUGGCCACUCGAGGCAUCCAAUGUUGAAGGGAAGAGAUAAAAGACUCUGGCCCAAGAGCUAUGAGGACUCGUAUGCAGGCAAGGGUCGAGGCAGAAACGUGAGGGUCCACAACAGGAAAAAAGAGGUACAUCAUUUGGGGCUCAUACAGUGUAGUUGUGAAUCUCACUAAGAUGCCAACGAGACCUUCCAGAAAAUCAGUUGCGUACCUGCUUGUUCGUGUUCCACUUCUCUGAAUCAGAUGGAUUGCAUGCAGGAUUUCAGACACUAUGCUCUCGUUGACAAGUGC
Molecule: messenger RNA, 3012 nt
Organism: Brassica rapa (field mustard)
Lineage: Eukaryota; Viridiplantae; Streptophyta; Magnoliopsida; Brassicales; Brassicaceae
Product: putative pentatricopeptide repeat-containing protein At1g68930
Biological process (GO): RNA modification
Molecular function (GO): protein binding; zinc ion binding; RNA binding
Source: RefSeq, a predicted model, not a curated record